CUCAGGCUCAGCUUUGCAGAAGUGUAUUGGUGGUGAAAGGCGGCGGAUUCGCCAUGGCUUCCCAGCAGGACCCUCAGGCCCGGCCCGCUGCCACGAUGGAGAGCAAAAUUGCCCCCAAGCGGCCCCUUGAGAGCAGUCCCUCUGGAGGCGGUGACGCGAACAAACCUGCAAUGAAACUGCAAAAGCUGGACCUCCCUCCCGCAAGUGCACCACCUCCUAAGCAAGAUCCUAUCAGCAGAGGGAUAACGCCAGCUAACCUGUCUGCACCUAUGGCUGACGUCAGAGCUGGCGGUGUGCCGCAAAGGCAGCCAGAGGCAGCUGGUAAUGCGGGGCUGUUGCAUCCUACAGCGGAGAAGCCAAAAGCGCCACUAGGGAUUGGAAAAGAUGCGCCGGUUGGAGUGUCCAAUGAGGGAAAGAAGAGCCCUGCAGUUGGGGAGCAAUUAAAACCUUUGGUGGAGAGCAAAAAGGCGGAUGCGGCGGAGGUUAAAGGAGCGCCACCGCCAAUUGAGCCUGUGAAGUUGUUGAAACCCGUGGAAGAACCUGCAAAAGCCUCAAAGCCUGAAGCGGCUGAAGUGCCGAAAAAUGGAGAUGAGAGCAAAGGGGGAGCCAAGGAAGGAGCAGAGGGAGGGAAAGAGGAUGCUGGGAGGAAGGAGGGUGCCGCAGAGGAGGGAGGAGAGAAAGAAUCGCUAGGGUUGGCGGGAAGGAGAAUUCUAAGGCCCCGUCAGGCGUCGGCGCCUCCCCAGGGACAGCGCUCGAGGCUGAGGCACCGAGACGGAGAGGCAGGAUCUCCAGGAUUGGACCACAGUCUGCUUUACAAGGAAGGAACAGGCGUGCCGGAGCUUGGAGCCACAUAUGACAGCUCACCCGAGGGUGACGUUGAGGGAAAGAACCUGGUGGAGGUGCGGAUUCCGCCGGAGGCAAUUACUCUCGCAAACAAGCAGGUCCGUGUACGUCAGCUUUGGGGAACUGACGUGUACACCGAUGACUCCGAUCUGGUGGCAGUCCUGAUGCACACUGGCUACUACACCCCGUCUAACGCACCCCCGCCGCCGUCGGUCGCGGAACUCCGCGUGGUGGUGCGCUUGCUGCCCGCUCAGGAAGGCUAUCCCUCCAGUGCCCGCAAUAACAUGCGCUCACGAGCGUGGGCCGCAGCGAAGGGCGGGUGCAGCUUUCGCGUCGAGAAGUGCUGGGUGGUUAAGGCCGGGGGCGGAACGCUGGACCCAGAGCCGUCGCUGUCUCGGAACCUUGCGGCGGCGCCGACGCUUGUCCCGGCAGCAAUGGAGCGGACAGUCACGACACGUUCUUCGGCGCAGGCGGCGUCCAACCGGCAGCGCUACCUGCAAGAAGUGACGGUGCAGUACAACCUGUGCAACGAGCCGUGGCUCAAAUACAGCCUCAGCGCCGUCGCCGACCGCGGCCUCAAGCCGUCCCAGUUCACAUCGUCGCGCCUCAAGAAGGGCGACGUGCUCUACGUGGAGACCCAGACCAGCAGGUUCGAGAUCUCGUACGUCGAUCAAGCGGCCACCGCCAACGGGAACGUUGCAACGUCAGCCCCCCUGGCGCUCCCCACGUCAGCAUCCAGCAGCCGGCCCUCCUCCAGCCACGGGCUUAUUCACACCCUGCACGCCCCAAGAGCCUCCUUGGAGCGGCCAGGCACACCGCAGCACGAGCAGCCCACGUAUGAUGGCGAGAAGUACCGGUUUGCGAGGUGUAAACGGGCGCUUCCGCUGGGGGUCAUGCGAAAGAAGGGGAUCCCCCUGCCGGCGGAAGAGCUCGAGGUAUUGGAGGACGGUAUCCUCUGGGAGAGCAUUGAGUGGUCGCCUUCGGCUGUGUGGGUCCGGGGUAAAGAGCAUCCUUUGACACGACUACAGUUCAUGAGUCGGAUUGUCCCAGUUGGAUCAUAGUAGCGUGAUUGCUGUUCUCAUGCAGUCUUCAAGUGAGUGGGAUAGUUCGAUCAUGCUUUUCGUCAUCGGCCUUAGAGACUAGAUCCUAGUGAUUGCUUUGUCGACUUGACAGAAACAAGGCUUGGUUGAAAAGGGUGACCGCUUCAAAAGAUCCAGAUUUCUAACACCUCUAUCAGGUUUGUGCAUCUAUGACCGAAGAAAGGCUUGCCAUGCUCAACCGGAUGCUUAACGGGGC
Messenger RNA from Klebsormidium nitens, 2139 nucleotides. NCBI's taxonomy places the organism in Eukaryota, Viridiplantae, Streptophyta, Klebsormidiophyceae, Klebsormidiales, Klebsormidiaceae. The record is from the annotation of a GenBank genome assembly.